This is a messenger RNA of Epinephelus fuscoguttatus (brown-marbled grouper), 981 nucleotides long. Its product is annotated as trace amine-associated receptor 4-like. NCBI's taxonomy places the organism in Eukaryota, Metazoa, Chordata, Actinopteri, Perciformes, Serranidae. Gene Ontology annotation, cellular component: membrane. The record is from RefSeq and is a predicted model, not a curated record. The coding region runs from base 1 to 981 and encodes 326 amino acids. Gene Ontology annotation, molecular function: trace-amine receptor activity. The transcript has 2 exons. Gene Ontology annotation, biological process: G protein-coupled receptor signaling pathway.
AUGCAGUUGGAACGAGUUGAGCUCUGCUUUCCACAACUCCUCAACUCCUCCUGCAGGAAGCCAGAGCCUCCUAACUCUAACGUUGUGCUUUUUUACAGUCUACUGUCCUCCAUCUCUCUGCUUGGAGCAGCUCUCAACCUGCUGGUCGUCUUCUCCAUCUCACACUUCAGGAAGCUCCACACCCCCACCAACAUCCUCCUUCUCUCUCUGGCUGUCUCAGAUUUUCUUGUGGGCCUUGUGGUGAUGCCAGUUGAAAUCCUCCUGACAGAGACCUGCUGGAUCCUGGGCGAUCUCAUGUGCGCACUGUAUUAUCUGUUACCCAUCAUUACAAUCAGUGCCUCUGUAGGAAACAUGGUUCUCAUAUCUAUUGACCGCUAUGUGGCUAUUUGUGACCCUCUGCAUUACUCCACCAGAGUCACUCAGAAAGUUGUUACGAUAUGUGUUUUCCUCUGUUGGAUUUGUUCUGUUUUUUACAGCAUUAUUCUUCUAUAUGAUAACCUGAAGCAACCAGGCAGGCAUAAUUCAUGCUAUGGAGAAUGUGUGGUCAGCAUUACAGGAGCUGUUGAUCUUGCUGUUGGUUUUAUCACACCCAUUACUAUCAUCAUAGUUCUAUAUAUGAGAGUAUUUGUGGUGGCUGUGUCUCAGGCUCGAGCCAUGAGGUCUCACAAUGCAACUGUAUCUCACAAGCAUUCAAAGAUUGUGCAAGUUAAGAAAUCAGAGAUAAAAGCAGCCAGGACACUUGGUGUUCUUGUGGUUGUGUUUCUGAUGUGUUACUCUCCAUAUUACUGCGUCUCUCUCACAGGCCACGAUAUCUUGAUCGGUUCUUCAACUGAGGUCUUUAUGAUUUUUCUGAUGUAUUUUAACUCCUGUCUAAAUCCUGUCAUCUAUGCCCUUUUCUACCCAUGGUUUAGAAAAACUAUUAGACUUGUUGUCACAUGUCAGAUACUGCAGUCUAACUCCCACUUGGCUGUGAUACUGUAA